This is a messenger RNA of Solanum pennellii, 8611 nucleotides long. RefSeq lists its product as uncharacterized. Gene Ontology annotation, molecular function: ATP hydrolysis activity; ADP binding. The record is from RefSeq and is a predicted model, not a curated record. Lineage: Eukaryota; Viridiplantae; Streptophyta; Magnoliopsida; Solanales; Solanaceae.
UAUCAUCAUUUCAUCACAUUGUGUGUUUAUUGACAACUUUUUAGUUUCAAAUUUCCACCUGUGUAUGAUAUUUGAGUUGCAACUAAGAGCCCUGCAAUGAACAUUUUCCUCUGUUAAACAUCCUUUUUUUUUUUCAUUGAAUUGAAGAAGAACUUGUGAUUUUCAUCUGAUCCUGCCUUUGCUUCCUUGUAAAUUUAGUCAAUAGCUAUGGAAAUCUUAUCUAUUUUUGUGGAAAAACUCACUGAUUGCUUGAUCCAGCCAGUUGCGCGGCAGAUUGGUUAUUUCUACUACUACAAGAGAAACAUGAAAUAUAUGGAUAAAGAAUGUGAGAAGCUGAAGAAUAUCAGAAUAACAGUGCAGCGAAAAGCGGAAGAUGCCAGGAGAAACUUACAAGACAUUUCACCUAAUGGCAAGGUUUGGUUAACUAGCGUUGAUACAACUACUGCAGAUGUGGAAGGCGUGAUGCGAGGUGUAGCUGAGGUUGAAAGGGGUUGCUUCUAUGGUGUGUGUCCGAAUUUGAAGUCACGUUACUCGAUGAGUAGGAGAGCUAACAAAAUUACACUGGAGUUGAUUGAACUUCAAAAUGAAAGCAAUAAGCCUGAUGUUUUGUCAUUUGAUCAUCCAGUCGAAAGUGAACCUGAGGCUAUGUGUAGUAACAAUGUUGAGGAGUUUGAGUCCAGAAAAUUGAAGGAGGAUGAGGUCAUGGCAGCUUUGAGAGAUGACGAGGUUGCUAUUGUUGGGAUAUGUGGUAUGGGUGGAGUUGGUAAGACAACACUGACUGAGAAAAUCAGACAAAAGGCGAAAAAAGAAAGGUUGUUUAAAGAUGUUGUCAUGGUAAUUGUCAGUCAACAAAUAGACUUUAAAAGAAUUCAGGAUGAGAUUGCAGGAGGAGUUGGGCUGAUAUUAGAAGGGGAUGAUUUGUGGAGUCGUGGAGAUCUGCUGCGUACAAGGUUAAUGGAUCAGAACAGUCGCAUCCUUAUAAUCUUGGAUGAUGUUUGGAAGGCUCUUGAACUAGAGAAACUUGGAAUUCCUAGUGGUAGCAACCACAAACAUCGGUGCAAAGUGACAUUCACAACGCGUUUCCGACAUGUUUGUGAAGCAAUGGGAGCUCAGAAGAUCAUGGAAGUUGGAACUUUAUCUGAAGAGGAAGCAUGGAUCCUUUUUAGACAGAAAGUCGGUACAGUCGAUGAUCCUUCUCUACUUGAUAUAGCAAAAGAUGUUGCCAAAGAAUGUAAGGGGCUGCCACUUGCAAUUAUUACAGUUGCAGGAGCACUUAAAAAGCAUAAAACCAAGCGUUCGUGGGACUAUGCCCUUGAAGAAUUACGCGGUGCAGAAACAAUAAAUAUCCCUGAAGUGCACACAGAGGUGUAUAAACCUCUGAGGCUAAGCUAUGAAUACUUGGGAAGUAAUGAAGCUAAGUACCUCUUUUUGCUUUGUUCCUUGUUUGAGGAAGAUAGUAAUAUCUGUCCUGAAGAAUUACUUAGAUAUGGAAUGAGGCUUCGCAUCUUUCCGGGAAUAAAAAAUUUGGAACAUGCAAGAAAUAAGGUGUGUUAUCUGUUGGAAAUAUUGAAAGAUUGUUUCUUGUUAUCCCAAGGUUCAGAAAAAAAUUGUGUCAAGAUGCAUGAUGUGGUCCGUGAUGUGGCUAUAUAUAUUGCGUCUGAGGGCAAGGAUAUAUUUAUGGUAAGUCAUGAUAUGAACUCAGAAGAGUUCCCAAGAAAAGACUCUUACGAGCAAUACAGCCACAUGUCAAUUGUUGCAAAUAAAUUUGAUGAGCAUCCUAGUCCAAUAUUUUGCCCAAAACUGAAGCUUCUAAUGUUGAAACUUUGUUUUGAAGAAGAACCAAUCAAAUUACAAGAUGAUUUUUUUGAUGGAAUGAGUAAACUCAAUGUCUUAAGCUUUAGGACAUACGGUUAUUGUUACACCAGUCUACCUUUUCCAGCAUCCAUUCAGAGGUUGUCAAAUCUGAGGACGUUGUGUCUGAGUAAUUUAAGGUUGGAUGAUAUAUCCAUUAUUGGGGAACUUGUCACUUUAGAAAUUCUCAGCAUAAAAGAUUCUAAGUUGGGGGAGUUUCCCGUGGAGAUAGGAAAACUGACCAAUCUAAUUAUGUUAGAGUUGCGGAAUGAGGAAAAACCACUGGAAAUGAUUUCACCAGGGGUCUUAUCAAGAUUAGUUCGAUUGGAAGAACUACAUUUGGUGGGAGUAGAACAUUGUAGUUACUCCAACUUAAGAGAGCUGGAAUCGUUAUCGAGAUUGACUUCACUAACAUUAAGUGAAUGUUCCGAGGAUGUGAUCUACAGUAACUUGGGCCUUUCCUCCAAGUUGACACGGUACACUCUUACAGUGGGUAGAGCUUACAAAGAGACUUCAAGCAUGGACAAUUACGACAAGAAUAUUGCUUUAAAGGUCACUGAGACUGCCCCAUUGGGUGAUUGGAUCCGCCACAUGUUGAGGAAGAGCGAACAUGUAGAUUCAACCGGAGAGGGCUCCAAGAACGUGUUGGCUGAGUUGCAGCUGGAUGAAUUUCAGAAUGUGAAAUAUCUCGGCCUGAAACACUUUGAUUCAUUAGUACAUAUCCACUGUCAAAAUAGUAUUUCAUUCCCCAAACUUGAAAGACUGGAGGUAAGAAAGUGUCGUUGUCUACAGUAUGUUUUUUGUGUGUCCUUGGCUGGAGGGAGAUUGAAAGUAGCCUGCCCUGAUGAUGAGGAAGAGGAGAUCUCUCGGAGGACACGUGAAGUAAUCAAGUUCCCCAAUUUAUAUGAUUUGAACCUUCGAUCUCUGGAAUGCCUCACUCACUUUUGCAAUGACACUGUUGAGGGCAUUGAGUUCCCUCGGUUGCGGAAAAUGCACUUCAGUAGCUUACCUGAGUUCCGAAAUUUCUGGCAUACAGCCAACAACUCUAUCACUGACUCAAAUCCUCUUUUUGAUGAAAAGGUUUCUUGUCCCAACCUGGAAGAGCUAUAUAUCGAUAGGGCUGACAGCAUAACUGCUCUAUGGUCUCACCAACUUCCAACUGCCUACUUCAGCAAACUUGUAAAAUUCGAAGUAGAUGGUUGCAGAAAAUUGAGAAACUUGAUGUCUCCAUCAGCGGCCAAAGGUCUCCUGAAUCUCCGGAAACUAAAGAUAAAAAAUUGUGAGUCAAUGGAAGAAGUGAUCACAGAAGAGGAACAACAAGGAGUAGAAAUCAUGACUAAUGAGCCUUUAUUCCCCCUGUUGGAACAGCUGAACCUUUACAAUCUGCGAAAGCUGGGGCACUUCUUUCUAGCGAAGCGUGGUCUUGAAUUUCCAUAUCUCAGGGAUGUGUGCAUUCAUAACUGCUCUGAAAUGAAGGCGUUUGUCCAACAGGGAAUAUAUGUGAGUACACCGAGUCUCGAAAGUGUAAACAAUGAUGAUGAGGUGAAAGUGGUUGAUCUCAAUAAAGCGAUGUUCAAUUCUAAGGUUUCGUGUCCCAGACUGGAAAAGCUACAACUCAUUUGUGCUCAUAAUAUAACUGCUCUAUGCUCUCAUCAACUUCCAACAGGCUACUUUAGCAAACUUGAAACAUUGCAUGUAUCGUUUUGUGGAAAUUUGAGAAACUUGAUGUCUCCAUCAGUGGCCAGAGGUGUUUUGAAUCUCCAAAUUCUAGAUAUAGGAUAUUGCGAGUUGAUGGAAGAAGUGAUCACAAAAGAGGAACAAGGAGAAGAAAUUAUGACAAAUGAGCCCUUAUUUCCCCUGUUGGAAGAGUUGAGGCUUCAAAGCCUGCCAAAGCUGGGGCAUUUCUUUCUCGCUAUGCAUGCUCUUGAAUUUCCAUUUCUCAGAGAAGUGUCGAUUCAUGAAUGUCCUGAUAUAAAGACGUUUGUCCAACAGGGAUCUGUGAGUACACCGAGUCUCGGAAGUUUGAACAAUGAUGAUGAGGUGAAAGUAGUUGAUCUCAAUAAAGUGAUGUUCAAUUUUAAGGUUACUUGUCCCAGCCUGGAAGAGCUACGUAUCUGGAUGGCUCACAACAUAACUGCUCUAUGCUCUCACCAACUUCCAACUGCCUACUUUAGCAAACUUGAAAGAUUGGAUAUAUCGACUUGUGGAAAAUUGAGAAACUUGAUGUCUCCAUUACUGGCUAGAGGUGUUUUGAAUCUCCGAAUACUAAAGAUACAAGGCUGUCAAUCAAUGGAAGAAGUCAUCACAGAAGAGGAACAAGGAGAAAAUAUGACUAAUGGGCCCUUAUUUUCCCGGUUAGAACAGCUGGAUCUUUACGAUCUGCCAAAGCUGGGGCAUUUCUUUCAGACGAAGCAUGCUCUUGAAUUUCCAUUUCUCAGGAAAGUGUAUAUUUAUAGCUGCCCUUCAAUGAAGACGUUUGGCCUCGGUUCUGUGAGCACACCGAGUCUCGAAAGUGUGAACUAUGAUGAUGAGGUGAAAGUAGAUGAUCUGAAUACAUGGAUACAACAGAUGUUCAAUUCUAAGGAAGAAGAUGUAAGUGAUGACUGUGAAUAUGAAAAAGACGUUACUGACGGUAAUGAAUCUGAAGAAGAUUUAAGUGAUGGCUGUAAAUCUGAACAAGAUGUAAGUGAUGGCAGUGAAUCUGAAUCUUCAGUCCAGAUUGAAGCAAAACAGGAAAAAAAAAAACAAACAACUUUUGGUUGCUUUUAUUACAGAAAUGGAAUUCUUAGCUAUUUUUGUCGAAAACUCACUGAUAGCUUGAUCCAGCCAGUUGCGCGAGGGAUUGGAUAUUUCUAUUACUACAAGAGAAACAUGAUAUCUCUGGAUGAAGAAUCUCAGAAGCUGGAGAAUCUCAGGAGUGGCGUGCAGGAAAGAGUGGAGGCUGCCAGGAAAAACUUACAAGUCAUUUCACACACUGUUGAGGAUUGGUUAACUAGUGUUGAUACUACUACUGCAGAUGCGGCAAUUGUAACGCGACGAGGUAGAAAUGAGGUUAAAAGUGGCUGCUUCUAUGGUUGCUGUCCAAACUAGAAGUCACGUUACUUGUUGAGCAGGAGAGCUGAGAAAAUCACACUGAAGGUGAUUGAACUUAGAAAUGAAAGCAACAAGUAUGAUGUUUUCAGCUAUCCUGUACCACAUGUUGAAGCUGAAGCCAUGGUUAGUAACAGUGGUGAGGCGUUUGACUCCAGAAAAGUGAAAGAGGAUGAGGUCAUCGCAGCUUUGAAAGAUGACGGUGUCACUAUGAUUGGGAUAUGUGGUAUGGGUGGUGUUGGGAAGACAACAUUGGCUGAGAAAAUCAGACAAAGGGCAAAACUAGAAAAGUUGUUUGAUGAUGUUGUCAUGGUAACUGUUGGUCAGCAACCGGACUUUAAAAGAAUUCAGGGUGAGAUUGCAGAAGGAGUCGGUCUUACAUUGGAAGGGGAUAAUUUAUGGAGUCGUGGAGAUCGGCUGCGUUUAAGGUUAAAAGGACAGGACAGUAUCCUUAUAAUCUUUGAUGAUGUCUGGGAGGCUCUUCAUGAUCUAGAGAAACUUGGAAUUCCUAGUGGUAGUAACCACAAACAUCGGUGCAAAGUGACAUUCAAAACGCGUUUCCGACAUGUUUGUGAAUCAAUGGAAGCUCAGAAGAUCAUGAAAGUUGGAACCUUAUCUGAGGAGGAAGCAUGGAACCUUUUCAGGCAGAAACUCGGUAACUCAGUCGUCGAUCCUUCUCUACUUGACAUAGCAAAAGAUGUCGCAAAAGAAUGCAAGGGGUUGCCGCUUGCAAUUGUUACAGUUGCAGGAGCACUAAAGCUUAAAACUAAGCCUUCGUGGGAGGAUGCCCUCAAACAAUUACGCAAUGCAGAAACAAGAAAUAUCCCUGAUGUGCACACAAAGGUGUAUAGACCUCUGAGGCUAAGCUAUGAUCACUUGGAAAGUGAUGAAGCCAGGUACAUCUUUUUGCUUUGUUCUUUGUUUGAGGAAGAUAGUGAUAUUUCGACUGAAGAAUUACUUAGAUAUGGAAUGGGGCUUGGCAUCUUUUUGGAAAUUAAAAAUAUAGAAGGAGCAAGAAAUAGAGUGUGUCAUCUGUUAGAAACACUGAAAGAUCGUUUCUUGUUAUCCCAAGGUUCAAACAGAAAUUCUGUCAAAAUGCAUGAUGUAGUUCGUGACGUGGCUAUAUAUAUUGCGUCUGAGAGAAAGCAUAUAUUUAUGGUAAGUCAUGAUGUGAACUCAGACGAGUUCCCAAGAAAAGAUUCUUACGAGCAAUAUAGUCACGUGUCAAUUGUUGCAAAUAAAUUUGAUGAGCAUCCUAGCCCAAUAAUUGGCCAAAAUUUGAAGCUUCUAAUGUUGAAACUCUAUUUUAAAGAGCCAAUCAAAUUACAAGAUGAUUUUUUUGAUGGGAUGAGUAAACUCAAUGUCUUAAGCCUGAGUGGAUAUGAGUACUCCGUUUGGCCUUUUCCAGUAUCCAUUCAGAGGUUGUCGAAUCUGAGGACGUUGUGUCUGAGUAAUUUAAGGUUGGAGGACAUAUCCAUUAUUGGUCAACUUGUCACUUUAGAGAUUCUUAGCAUAAGAGAUUCUCAGUUAGAGGAGCUGCCCACGGAGAUAGGUAAAUUGACUAAUCUAAUCAUGUUAGAGUUGCAGAAUGAGAAAAAACCACUGGAAAUGAUUUCACCAGGGGUCUUAUCAAGACUAGUUCGAUUGGAGGAACUACAUAUAAUGAAUGUAAGAAAUUGUAGUUACUCCACCUUGAGGGAACUAGAAUCCUUAUCGAGAUUGACUGCACUGACAUUAAGUGAAUGUUCCGGAGAUGUGAUCUACAGUAACAUGGGUCUUACCUCCAAGUUGACACAGUUUGCAAUUACAGUGGGUAAAGCUUACAGAGCGACUUCAAGCAUGGAUGAUUACGACAAGAAUAUUUCUUUAGAGGUCACCGAGACUGCCCCAUUAGGUGAUUGGAUCCGCCACCUGUUGAGCAAGAGCGAACUUGUACAUUCAACCGGAGAGGGAACCAAGAACGUGCUGGCCGAGUUGCAGCUGGAUGAAUUUCAGAAUGUGAAAUAUCUCUGCCUGAAAUGUUUUGAUUCAUUGACACAUAUCCAAUGUCAGAAUAAUGUUUCAUUUCCCAAACUCGAAAAAUUGGAGAUUAGAAAGUGUCAUAGUCUACAAUAUGUUUUUUUUGUGUCCUUGGCUGGAGAAAGUUCAACAGUAGUUUGCCUUGAUGAUGAGGAAGCCGAGAUCUCUCGGAGAACACAUGAAGUAAUCAAGUUCCCCAAUUUAUAUGAUUUGAACCUUCUAUCUCUCAAAGGCCUCUCUCACUUUUGCAAUGACACUGUUGAUGGCAUUGAGUUCCCUCGGUUACGGAACAUGAACUUCAUGGACUUACCUGAGUUCAAAAAUUUCUGGCCUACAGCCAACAACUUCAUCCUUGGCUCAAAUCCUCUUUUUGAUGAAAAGGUUUCUUGUCCCAACCUGGAAAAUCUUCAACUCAUUAGAGCUAACAACAUAAGUUCUCUAUGCUCUCACCAACUUCCAACUGCCUACUUCAGCAAACUUGUAAAACUGAAAGUAGAUAGUUGUGCAAAACUGAGAAACUUGAUGUCUCCAUCAGUGGCCAGAGGUCUUCUGAAUCUCCGGAAACUAAAGAUAGAAAAUUGUGAGUCGAUAAAAGAAGUGAUCACCGAAGAGGAACUACAAGGAGAAGAAAUCAUGACUAGUGAGCCCUUAUUCCCUCUGUUGAAACAUCCGAACCUUGACAAUCUGCCAAAGCUGGAGCAUUUCUUUCGGACGAAGCAUGCUCUUGAAUUUCCAUUUCUCAGGGAAUUGUGGAUUCAUCACUGCCCUGAAAUUAAGACAUUUGUCCAACAGGGAUCUGUGAGUACACCGAGUCUCGAAAGUGUGAACAAUGAUGAUGAGGUGAAAGUAGACGAUCUCAAUAAAGCGAUGUUCAGUUCUAAGGUUUCUUGUCCCAGUCUGGUGGAUCUAGUAGUCGUUGGGGUUAACAACAUAACUUCCCUAUGCUCUCACCAACUCUCAACUGCCUACUUUAGUAAAGUUGAAACGGUGUACAUUGAGAAUUGUGGAAGAUUGAGAAACUUGACGUCUCCAUCAGUAGCCAGAGGUCUUCUGAAUCUCCAAGUAUUAACGAUAGAAGCCUGCCAAUCAAUAGAAGAAGUGAUCACAGAAGAGGAACAACGUCGAGGCGAAGAAAUCAUGACUAAUGAGCCUUUAUUUCCCCUAUUGGAAGAGCUGGUGCUUUGCAAGCUGCCUAAGCUGAGACAUUUCUUUCUCGCGAAGCAUGCUCUUGAAUUUCCAUUUCUCAGAGUAGUAUGGAUUAAUAGUUGCCCUGAAAUGGAGACGUUUGUCCGACAGGGAAUAUUUGUUAGUACACCCCAACUCAAAUGGAUGAACAAUGACGUUGAUAUGAAAGUAGAUGAUCUGAAUAAAUGGAUACAACAGACGUUCAAUUCUAAGGAACAAAAUGCUAGUCAAGGCACUACCAAUGGCUACCAAUAUGAAGCUGGAGAUGUCAACUUAUUACGUUUUGUCAAGCCCCUUUGAUAUCUUAUUAGUCAAGCGCUAGCGCCCCUUUAGUCUGAUCUACAUUGGAACAAACGAGUAGUCUACAUGAACUCAAUAGCUUUCACAAAGACUCUGUAUUUGUAUUAGCCAUAUCUAUAAAUGAGUUAACUUUGAAUGUUGAUAUUAUUGCAUAUUAACCUGUAGU